Messenger RNA from Colletotrichum navitas, 435 nucleotides. RefSeq lists its product as uncharacterized. The coding region runs from base 38 to 259 and encodes 73 amino acids. The transcript has 2 exons. NCBI's taxonomy places the organism in Eukaryota, Fungi, Ascomycota, Sordariomycetes, Glomerellales, Glomerellaceae. The record is from RefSeq and is a predicted model, not a curated record.
AAUGGACAACAAAAUCGAUUGAUUUGUUGGAGUGGGGAUGAUGGCAGAAAUAACCCGAUUGUUUGAUGAUGACGAGGCAAAACGAGCAAAAAGCCAAAUGGGUUACUGGGGGUGUUUGACGAGCGAGCAACCAGCGGUCAGCCAAGCCUCGACGAGGCCCCCUACCCCCCUGAAGCUUAAGAAACACAUAGAGAGAAAGGGAGGAGGUUCAAGAAGGAUGAUAAUGACGGGCAGCCGAAGUGAUAGUGGGGAGCGAUGAUGAAAGAUGGUCCCUUAUUCCCCCUUCUGUCAUUGAUGAUGCAGGGCAUGCAUAUGGGCUUUGCGUUGUUUGGUCAGUGCCAUUUUGUCGGAGUGCCCGUGGAGGAGGUGGUGGUGAUAGUGGUAGUUCAUCGACGCCCGGCAGACCACCGCCUGUCAAGACAACUCUCGAACCUA